AUGUCGAGCCACAGUGACAUGAGCUCGGUCAUCUCCUUCGCUCGACAGCCUGCUUCCACCAGGAAGCAGAGCAUCGAGGUCAAGAUCAACGACCACUACAGCUCCAAGGUCUACACCUCGGGUAACCCCAUUUCUGGAGAGGUCACAAUCACGCCCAGCCAUGACAGCCGAUUCGAUUUUGUUCAGAUCAUCCUGAUCGGCAUCUCGAGGACUCGCCUUGACGCCGUUCAGAUUCCUCAGCUCUCUUCUCACACCUUUCUGAAGCUCGAGAUGCCCAUUCCCGCUUCCGCCUACCCCGUACCCCGGAUUUUCGAGGCCGGCAGGGCUUACACCAUUCCCUUCAACUUCGUCAUUCCCCACCAACUGACAAUGAGUGCUUGCACUCACAAGGCUCAGUACGAUUACAUCCAAGACUACCACAUGCGUCUGCCCCCGACCAUGGGCGGCUGGGAGAGGGAUGACAUGGCCCCCGAUAUGGCCCAGGUCCAGUAUGUCAUCAAGGCCCGCGUUGUGCGACAGGACGAGCUCGGCGGAAAGCCGAUCAAGGUCAUGGAGGACACCCACCACAUCAAAGUCCUCCCUCGAUCCCCCGAGGACCCGCCUCUGAACAUCACCAAGCAGGACAAGAACUACGCCCUCAACAAGACAAAGACCAUUCGCAAGAACAUCUUUUCCUCCAAGCAGGGCACUGUCACAGCCGCAACCGCUCAGCCUGGUGCUGUCUACCUGACUGCCGACGGCCGCGGAGCCUCCGAGGGCUCAGUCUUGGUCAACCUCAACUUUGAGCCUACCUCUGCCGAUAUCCUGCCUCCCAAGGUCAGCACCGUCUCGGCCAAGAUCCAAGCUCAGACCUGGUAUGGCGCAACGCCCAUGUCGUCGCUCCCCAACAUGGGGAACAGCCAAGAGGCAUAUGCCAUGACCCAGCAGCUCGCAUACCAAACCUCCGUUUCCCUCUUCUCCACAUCGGUUGACAAGGUUGCUUGGCGCCAGCAACUGGCCUCCACCGCCCGCCGUGAUUCCGGAUACUCCAGCGAUGGCAUGCGUGAAGGCAGCCCCUCCGACUCGGACAGCCAGCGUCAGAGCAACAGCCGCCGCUCGAGCAAGGACCGCUCCUCUCCCAUCUUUCACAAGGCCGCUCUCCAGAUUCCUUUCAAGCUGCCCACAGCCCGAAAGACCUUUAUCCCGACCUUCCACGCCUGCCUAAUCUCCCGCACCUACACGCUGCAGUUGACCAUCGUCGUUGGCGAUUCCAAGAUCAACUUGAACAUCCCUCUGCAAGUCGCCCUCGAGCCGCCCAUGCAGCUCGAUUCGCUCGACAUGGGCCUUCCCACCUUCGAAGCCGUGAUGGCACAGCAAGAGGAGGCGGAAGCGGACGCUUUCCUCCAGCCGAGAUUGUUGCAGCAACCCGCACCCGAAUUCCAGGGUACUUCCGUGCUGCCUAGCUACGGCGAUUUGUCUGCAAGGCGAGGCGAGGUCUCCGCUGCUUGA
Molecule: messenger RNA, 1488 nt
Organism: Colletotrichum abscissum
Lineage: Eukaryota; Fungi; Ascomycota; Sordariomycetes; Glomerellales; Glomerellaceae
Product: arrestin
Exons: 1
Coding region: 1-1488 (495 amino acids)
Source: RefSeq, a predicted model, not a curated record